GCGGAGCCCUGCAAUCCGGGUCGGCUCUGAGUCACCCGCCGGAAGCCUCGCCCGAGAUCUCAGCGGCCGGGAAGCGCGCAGCCGGCCAGAGGAGCAGCCGCAGCAGGAGCAGGAACGGCCCAGGUUCCACUUUGGUUGAAGUCCAGCCCUCUCAAAGGCUUAAUAGACACCUGAGGUUGGGGCACCGAGAGCCAGCGGGGGGAAAGAAUCAUUCGGUUCUCCUGUUCCAGCUCCUGCCUCUUCACCGCUGUGACCUGGGACCCGCCCCGGAGGUGCUUUUGCGACCUUUCCUGAUGGAUGAUCUCUGUGAAGCCAAUGGCAGUUUUGCCAUCAACUUAUUAAAAAUGUUGGGUAAAGAGGACAGCUCACGAAAUGUGUUCUGCUCCCCGCUGAGCAUCUCGUCUGCCCUGGCCAUGGUCUUCAUGGGGGCCAAAGGAAACACUGCCACCCAGAUGUCCCAGGCUCUUUGUUUGAACGGAAGUGGAGAUGUUCACCAAAGUUUCCAGGCACUUCUCACGGAGGUGAACAAAUCUGGCACUCAGUACGUGCUCAAAACUGCCAACAGACUGUUUGGAGAGAAGACGUGUGACUUCUUUCCAGCCUUUAGGGAGUCCUGCGAGAAGUUCUACCAGGCACAACUGGAGGAGUUGUCCUUCGCAGAGGACACCGAAGAAUGCAGGAGACACAUAAACGACUGGGUGACAGAAAAGACCGAAGGUAAGAUUUCAGAGAUACUGGCUCCUGGGACAGUUGACCGACUGACGAAGCUGGUUCUCGUGAAUGCCAUCUAUUUCAAAGGAAAGUGGAACGAGCAGUUUGACAGAAAGCUCACAAGGGGAAUGCCCUUUAAAACCAACCAGGAGAAAAAGACCGUGCAGAUGAUGUUUAAGCAAGCUAAAUUUAGAAUGGGCUAUGUGGACGAGGUGCCCAUGCAGGUCCUGGAGCUGCCCUACGCGGGGAAGGAGAUGUGCCUGGUCGUUCUGCUGCCAGAUGACAACACCGAUCUCGCCGUGGUGGAAGAAACACUUACAUACGAGAAGUUCACAGCCUGGACAAAUCCAGAAAAGAUGACUGAGGAAAAAGUUCAGGUUUUCCUUCCCCGAUUGAAGCUGGCAGAGAGUUACGACUUGGAGUCUUUUCUUCGAGGUUUAGGUAUGACCGAUGCGUUUGAGGAAGCCAAGGCAGACUUUUCGGGAAUGUCAGCAAAGAAGAAUGUGCCUGUGUCCAAGGUCGCGCACAAGUGCUUCGUAGAGGUCAAUGAGGAGGGCACAGAGGCGGCCGCGGCCACGGCCGUGGUCAGGAAUGCCCGGUGCUGCAGAAUCGAACCAAGAUUUUGUGCAGACCACCCUUUCCUUUUCUUCAUCAUGCACCACGGCACCAACAGCAUCUUGUUCUGCGGCCGCUUCUCUUCUCCGUAAGGAGGGGCGGUUCCCGUGUGCACACUUCUUCCCUUCUGCCCACCUGGCUUUAACGCAGAUUCCUUGUGACCCAAUUGGUAAGGUGCUUUGAAUGCCAAAAUAAAGUGCGUGCACCCGGGAAGUGUGUGAACGUUCUUACCGAAUAUUCCCCAGGCACUGGGAAAACUGAGGCAUCAGGUGUGUGACAUUUGGGGAUGAGAAGGCCAUGCUUAUUCUGGAGGGUUCGGGGAGCUCCUCUGCCUCAGUGACUCUGCCCACAUCUGCUUAUCGGAGGAUGGCCUGCUCCUCUCAGUCUGCUCUCGCUGUUUGUGGGUGUUAAGGAUUCCCAAACCAGCCCUCCGUACGCUUUCCCGUCCUUCAGUGACCUCGAAGCUCUGCCCACCUUCGCUGCCGGGCCACGUGGAGAUGCCAGGGCCCAGCCCCGCUGCACACACAGCCAGGGACCAACACCACAGAGGAAACCCUGCAGCCAGCCAGUCUCAGAUAAGCAGCCGAGAUGAAGUGUCUCUCCCCCAAUGUCGCACGGACCGCCCUGCGUAUCUCACGUCUCACACAGUCCCUCACGAAGGCAACACCUUCAGAUCUUCUUGCCAUAACCCUUCAGGCCUGAGCUUGGAGGCAGAGCUCUGACUGUGCCGUGUGGUCCUCUCCGUUCUGAAGCACCAUCCCCGCCUCUCCCUGCCCCGCAGGGACCUUCGCAGGAAGCACCUGCCAGGAGCAGAGUCCCUCUAGUUCAUCACCUGUGCUCACAUGUGUCUCCAGCCCAUCUAGCUUACAAACGGGCCUCCCUGCAGUAUUCUUUUGACUCAAAAAAUAAAUUUGUAUUAUGGUAGCAAUUUGGAAGCUGUUGAAAAGUCCCAAAGAAAACUGGAGUCACCCAUAAUCAGCACUGUUAAAUCAGCACUGUUAAAUCACGAUGAGUGACAUAUAUCCUUCCCUAUUCUGUGUAUGCGAAUGCAAGUUUAGAAACGUGUUAGCACAAGUUAAUCAUAUACUUUGGUAGCUGUUCCUACCCUUACUUGGUAUAAACUUUCCUCAAGAUAAUUAUGUCAUCAAUUUCAUGUGUCCUAUUCUAAGGCUCUAUUUUCUUCUAUUGGAUCUGCUUUUAGACAAUUUAGAUAACCAAAAUGAUUUAUGUUGUAUACCGUACUCUUAUGUGAACAUACUAAAUAUUCGCUCACAUCCUUCAUAUUUUAAAAGAAAUGUUCCUAAAAAGUACUGUCAAGAUAAAAGUUGGGCACAUCUUGAGACUUCUUCCAAAUUAGUCUCCAGAAUGCCGUAAGGAUUUAUAACCCCCCGUUCAUUACCAUUUACACUACCACUAGCUGUGGAUGGCCAUUUUCUCUUCCUUUUUUUUUUAAUGAUUGGUUAUUCCUGACUUCUGUUUUGGAUUCACAGUUCACAGUUACUGUAAUAUGAACCAUCCAUAUUAUAGUUCUACUUAACGAUUCAUCAAGCUAGAAUACGUUCUCUGUUAGGUCACAUUCAUUUUAGGGGCUAUACUUUCCAAAGAAGACUUGGUCGAAAGUUAAUCCACGGGACUAGAAGGCCUGCAUCUUUUAGUUUUAAUCUCAUUUCCACCUCUAAUUUAAAAGAAUCUGCAAUCUUUAUUGAGGUACAAUUUACACAGAAAAAACUUUACAUAUUUACAAUGUACAGGUUGAUAGGUUUUGACACAUGUAGGUACACAUGAAACCGAACCAGUGAACAAAUGGCCAGGUACCAGGCCAGGGGAGGCCUGUCGGGCAGUCCUCUAAGGUCUCCACACUGACAGUCCCUAUGACUGGGCCAGGAGGUGACUUAGGGAGACUCGCCAACUUUUACCCAGACCUCCUUGCUUUCCAAAUAAAGCAGAGUAGGGGUCAGGUUGAGAUCCUUCUGUCCCCAGAGGGGACAGAAGCAGGAUGUCAAGGUCAGAGGUCAGUGGCCUCAAAUCUCUGGGCAGGGGUUAGCUUGGGAGUUCUCUCUAGUAAAGUGGAAAUGUUCUAUACAGCUGAUGUUCCAUAUAGCUGAAACCCGGCCCAGAUGGGGUCUCAAAACUGCAAAGGUCCUCGGAGGGCCCCUCUGUGUCCCAAGCAUAACACCCAGGAACUAACAUGAAAAGUGAUGAUGAGAACAGGAUCCAACUCCAUAGAGUUGUUGAGAGAACUUACUGGGCAUGUAAAGAGGUUGGAACCACGCCUGGCAUAGUAUACUGGACACAGCAUAUAAUUGGUGACUCAUUAUUAGACAAGUCUCACUUGCAUUUUUGUGCAUCUAAAAAGCAAUAAUGAGAAAUGUAGUUAAUUUUGCACUAAAAAAUAUAGUGUUCUCAGUAAUAAUAAUUAAUUCGAGAUAAGUAAGGCUGUUACAAUGAAAAUUAAGAAAUGCUAGAGAGGGGCGCCUGAGUGGCUCAGUCAGUUGAGCAUCUGACUUCGGCUCCGGUCAUGAUAUUGCUGUCGGUGAGUUCGAGCCCCGUGUCAGGUUCUGUGCUGACAGCUCAGAGUCUGGAGCCUGCUUCCCUCUCUCUCUGCCCCUCCCAUGCUCGUGCUCUCUUUUCUCUCUCUCUCUCUCUUUCUCUCUCUCUCAAAAAUAAAUAAAUAUUUUAAAAAAUGCUAUAGAAAGUCAUCAGAGAUGACCAAAAGAAAUGGAGAGAUUUCGUACCAUGAAUAGAAAGACCUUGAGUUGAAAAGUCAUCAGUUUUCCCUCACUUGUCCUGUGGAUGUAAUGUGAUUCUAAUCCAAAUUCCAGCAGUGUUUUCUGUGGAACUUGACGAGUACAUUGAAAGAUUUAUAUGAAUAAGCAAAGGGCCAAAAAUACCCAGCACCCUCCUGCAGAAAAAGAUCAAGUUGCAGAGCACCGCUGUACCAGAUAUUGUAGCUUAUGAUAAAGUUUUAAUAAUUCAGUGUGGUGUUUACACAGGGAUAGACAAACAGAUUAAAGGUACAGAAUAGAGCUCAAAAGCAUAUUCACAUAUGAAAAUGGAAAUGGGAUAGAACUGGCAUUAGAGGGCAAUAGGGAAAUGCCAACCCAAGAUAAUGUGCUGGGACAACUUCCUUAUAUAAAAGAAAACAAAAUUGAUUACUGAGCGAUUAAAUACCAAAAUAUGAAAACCAAAUUUUGUAAGCUUUUCAAGAAAAUACAGCAGAGUAUUUUAUGACUCUCAGGAAGGGAUAGAUUUCUUAAACAAUACACAAAAGCAAUAAUUAAGGCAAACAACUGACAAAAUCAGCUACAUUAAAACAUGUACUUUAGGGGCACCGGGGUGGUUCAAUCGGUUAAGCAUCCGACUCUUGAUCUAAGUUGAGGUCUUGAUCUCACGGUCGUGGGUUCAAGCCCCUCACUGGGUUCCACUAGGUGUGAAGCCUACUUAAAAAAAUGUACUUUAAAAUACAUCGUAAAGAUUAUAAAAACAUAGGCUCAAACCAGGAGAUGAUAGUGUAACACAUUUAAAAGAUAUUAAAAGCGAAAUAUCCAAAACCAAAAUACUUUCAUGAAAGAAUCUAAGAAAAUGGUAAGCCAAUGGAAAAAUGGGUAAAGACUUGAAGAGCUAAGUCACAAAGGAGAAAACAGAAAAGGUCAAUAAACAUAUGAAAAGAUGCUCAAUGUCAUUAAUGAAAGCAAAUUAAAAUAGGAAUUAGAGGUCAGAGGGAGGUGGGGCCAUGGAGGAAAGGCAGAGACAUGCAAUGUUUUUGGUUUUGAAGAUGGAGGAAAGGGGACCGAGCCAAAGAAUGUAGAUGGAGAAGCUGAAGAAGACAGGGAAAUGGAUUCUGCCCUAGAGCCUCCAGAGAGGAGCAUAGCCCCACGGGUACCCUGGUUCUAGCCCACUGAGACCUACCUGCCUUGGACUUCCGACCAGCGGAACUGUGACAUAGUGAAUUCGUGUUUCAGAUCUUGCAGUUUGUAAUAAUUUAUCACAGUAUCAGCAAGAAAUCAAUAAAGUAUUCAGUACUGUUGCUUUUCUUUUGCAAAUGACAGAAACACAUUUCUGUCUAACUUAAGAAAAAAGUAAUUUAUUAUCCCAUAUCAAGCUUAGAAAAGUACCUGAGGAAUAACUAGGACCAUGGACUCCAUUGGCUUAGGCUCACUCCCCAUCUCUGGCUUUGUUGUUUCUCUUAAGUGUCAGCUUCCUUUUCUUUCCCCACGGAACUCGAGGUGGAUAUCCACCCCUCUAACCAUCAACCAUCGUCUUGGAUUGGCCAUUUUGUAACUUACUUACCCUAGAACGAACAACAAGGCCAAAGGGGCUAGGAUGUACCGACAUCCUGCCUCCCUGGGAAACCAUAGGGAUGAACCAGAGAAAAGUUUUUAUAAUAUGAAGCUUGGAAGAUCAUCAAGUGUCUGUAUCCUACUCAACCUGUUUUGGCCUUGAUUGAGCUUCCAUCCAUCAGUCAGAGAUAAACACAACCAGAAAAGAUUAACUAAAAAGAACAUUGAUCCAGUUAUUUAAAAGCAUUUGGACCAGGAUGCCUGGGUGGCUCAGUCGGUUAAGGAUCCAACUUCUGCUCUGGUCAUAAUCUUACAGUUCAUGGAUUCGAGCCCAGCAUCGGGCUCUGGGCUGACAGCUCAGAGCCUGGAACCUGCUUCUGAUUCCGUGUCUCCUUCUCUCUCUGCCCCUCCCCUGCUUACUCUCUGUCUCUGUCUCUCUCAAAAAUAAAUAAACAUUAAAAAAUUAGAAAAAAAAUUAAAGCAUUUGGACCAACAACAUUAUCACGAGCAAAGUUCACCUACCGUAUUGGUUUUCUGUUGCUGCCUUGACAGAUGACCCCAGAUUCAGAGGCUCACGCAACGUGGAUUUGUUAUUUCGCAGUUUGGUAGGUCAGUAGACUUGACUUGCCUGCCCCAGUCUUACCAGGUUAAAGUCAGAGUGCCGGCAGGACUACCCAGCUCCUUUCUGAGGCUCUAAAGUAGAAUACACUUCAGGGACAUUCAGGUUACUGAGCACAACACUGAGCUCUUUGUGGAACCAAGUUCGUGUUUCCUUGUUAGCGGUCAGUGGGACAUUUCCCAGCUUCUUGGCCUCCUGCUUCUUCCAUUUUCCAAGCCAGCAAUGGCAGUCCAGUCCAUCUUAUGCUUUUGUAGGGGAGGAAAUCUUUACCUCUACCCAUCUUGGGUUUUCACCGAGACCCUUUAACACGAAGACAAAUUAGCAAGAGGAAAACAGUUUACUACUGCAUGCAUUUGUAUAGACUAUGAUCAGAUAUCCCACUCCUAGUUUACCACUAGAGCAGCUGUAUGUUUGAGAGACAUGUAAAAUAAUGCUCAUAGCAAUAUUGUUCCUCAUGGCAAGAAAAAAUGUUGAAAAAAAACCUGUAGGAAAAAUGCUGACUUAUUAAAAUGAAUAAAUUCUGUUGUAGGCAGUUAGCAGAAUCAGGGUCAUAACCUUGCUGAGCUCUGGGGCGCUAUUCACAUUGUUAGCACCUUUCAUAUAGAUCAUCGUGGAGUGGUAUCUUCUGGAAGUUGUACAAAUUUGUAUGGAAUACCACAUAUUGGGGAAAGUGAAUUAAUCCUAGCUAUCAGCAUAAAACAUAAUGUAGAACAAAAAUAGCAAGAGUCAAUUACAUUUGCACCAAGUUAAACAGUAAGCAAACUGAUCAUUAUGCUGUGAAGGAUGUAUACGUGUAGUAAAGCUAUAAGAAAAAUACAGGAAUUAUUAAUGCAAAAUACAAGCUACUAUUAAAUCCAGGGCAGGAAAAGAAUGUGAUCAGCUAGGCCAACAGGAAGCUUCAGAGUUAUUCAUGAUAGUUUCUUAAGCUGGGUAGUGGAUAUUUGAUGUUUAUUAAAUUUACUAUUAAUCUUUAAAAAUAUACAUUUAAAUAUACCCAUUGGUAUAUCCAUUGUGUUAUAUGCCUGAUACAUUUCACAAUAAAAAGAAAUUUGACACAAGAAUGGAGAAAUCAUGGUAUAGUAUGGUGUGAUAAGAACUACAAUAAGCUGAGAAAAAUAAGACCAAAUACUGUUAAAUUUAAUAAUCGCAAUAAAUGUAACUUC
Panthera uncia (snow leopard) is the source of this 7388-nucleotide messenger RNA. RefSeq names its product serpin B8-like. Gene Ontology annotation, cellular component: cytoplasm. Gene Ontology annotation, molecular function: serine-type endopeptidase inhibitor activity. Gene Ontology annotation, biological process: negative regulation of endopeptidase activity. Lineage: Eukaryota; Metazoa; Chordata; Mammalia; Carnivora; Felidae. The record is from RefSeq and is a predicted model, not a curated record. The transcript is spliced from 8 exons. Bases 294 to 1418 code for a protein of 374 amino acids.